This is a messenger RNA of Arvicanthis niloticus (Nile rat), 443 nucleotides long. NCBI's taxonomy places the organism in Eukaryota, Metazoa, Chordata, Mammalia, Rodentia, Muridae. The record is from RefSeq and is a predicted model, not a curated record.
AUGGUGUCCAGAGUAUACAAGUCCACCAAGCAGGAGGAAAUGGAAAAUGGCCCGUGCAUUACUAAGCUGAAGAACAUGGGGUUUCGAGUGGGACAAGGAUUGAUAGGAAGGUUUACGAAAGAUACUGCAAGGUUCAAGGAUGAAUUAGACAUCAUGAAGUUCAUAUGUAAAGAUUUUUGGACUACAGUAUUCAAGAAACAAAUUGACAAUCUAAGGACAAAUCAUCAGGGCAUAUAUGUACUUCUGGACAACACAUUUCAACUACUUAUUCAGCUGUCUGCAGGAAAACAGUAUUUAGAACAUGCAUCCAAGUAUCUAGCAUUUACAUGUGGCUUAAUCAGAGGUGGCUUAUCAAACUUGGGAAUAAAAAGUAUUGUAACAGCCGAAGUCUCUUCAAUGUCUGCCUGCAAAUUUCAGGUGAUGAUACAGAAGUUGUAGAGUGA